UCCCCCUAAUUUCCUCCCUGCCUUCUGCAGCCAUUUUGCACCAGCGGAGUUGAGGGAGAGGUUGGGCUGCAGGGAAUGGAGGGGAGAGGGUAAAGAGUUGCGGAGAGCGAGAGGCAGCCAUGGGAGAUCCAGACUGGUGUGUCUGCUGAGACCGGCUCACUGCAGCAGCUGUCAUCAGCACCAUGGUGAAAAGAAAAAGCUCAGAGGGCCAGGAGCAGGAGAGUGGCCGUGGCAUCCCUCURCCCAUCCAGACCUUCCUAUGGAGGCAAACCAGUGCAUUUUUAAGACCUAAACUGGGGAAACAAUAUGAAGCUUCCUGUGUGUCUUUUGAAAGAGUUUURGUAGAAAACAAGCUGCAUGGCCUUUCUCCAGCUCUCUCUGAAGCCAUCCAGAGCAUUUCUCGCUGGGAACUUGUCCAAGCAGCACUCCCUCAUGUGCUGCACUGCACUGCAACAUUGCUCUCCAACCGGAACAAGCUAGGACAUCAGGAUAAGCUUGGAGUAGCUGAAACAAAGCUUCUUCACACUCUUCACUGGAUGCUGCUGGAGGCUCCUCAGGACUGCAGCAAUGACCGAUUUGGAGGAGACAGAGGCUCCAGCUGGGGAGGGAGCAGYGCCUUUAUCCACCAGGCUGAAAAUCAAGGAUCACCAGGACAUCCCCAGCCCAGCGCCAUGACUGAUGARGAGGAGAAUAACAGAAGGAAGUUCUUCCAGAAUUCCAUGGCCACAGUAGAGCUAUUUGUGUUCCUUUUUGCUCCCCUCGUCCACAGGAUUAAGGAGUCUGACCUGACGUUCCGGUUGGCUAGUGGCCUUGUUAUUUGGCAGCCGAUGUGGGAACACAGGCAGCCUGAAGUUUCUGCCUUCAAUGCUCUUAUAAAACCRAUCAGGAACAUUGUUACAGCCAAGAGAAGUUCUCCCACCAACAAUCAGUGUGUGACUUGUGAAUCCCCUAAUCUGGACAGAGGACGUACGGAGGGACUGCAGGUGGUCUGUGAGACACCACAGCCGGAUUCUGUACCUCCAAAGGCUUCUGUUUCAGCAUGCCAUCCUGGAAAUUCCUUGGAUGGAAGCAUAUCCUCCCAAACCUCUCAGGARAGAGGUUCUGCACAUCCCAGGGUGUCCYUGGUGAUCCCGCCGUGCCAGAAGUCUCGCUAUGCCACGUAUUUCGAUGUGGCAGUGCUGCGCUGCCUGCUGCAGCCGCACUGGUCCGAGGAGGGCACGCAGUGGUCGCUGAUGUACUACCUGCAGAGGCUGAGGCACAUGCUGCAGGAAAAACCCGAGAAAUCGCCCGAGCCGGAGAUCAUCCCUUUGCCAAGGCCUCGCAGCAGCUCCAUGGUGGCUGCUGCGCCCUCUCUGGUGAACACCCACAAAACUCAGGAUCUUACAAUGAAGUGUAACGAGGAAGAGAAAUCGCUAAGCACAGAGGCAUUUUCCAAGGUUUCUCUGACCAACUUGCGUAGACCAGCAGUUCCAGAUCUUUCCACAGACCUGGGGAUGAACAUCUUCAAAAAGUUUAAGAGCCGCAAAGAAGACAGGGAGCGUGAGCGCAAAGGGUCAAUUCCUUUCCACCACACUGGGAAGAAGAGGCAGCGAAGAAUGGGAGUGCCUUUCCUCCUCCAUGAGGAUCACUUGGAUGUSUCACCCACUCGCAGCACUUUCUCCUUUGGCAGUUUCUCUGGAAUUGGAGAGGACCGGCGUGGCAUUGAGAGAGGAGGGUGGCAAACCACCAUAUUAGGAAAGUUUACCAGGAGAGGGAGCUCUGAUACAGCGACGGAGAUGGAGAGUCUGAGCGCCCGGCACUCGCACUCUCACCACACGCUGGUCUCCGAACUGCAGGAACCGUCCAACAGCCAUGGCGAGAACACAGUCAAAGAAGUGCGGUCCCAGAUCUCCACCAUCACUGUGGCAACUUUCAACACUACCCUGGCUUCGUUCAACGUGGGCUACGCCGAUUUCUUCAGUGAGCACAUGAGGAAGCUUUGUAACCAGGUGCCCAUCCCUGAGAUGCCCCACGAGCCACUUGCAUGUGCYAACCUCCCACGGAGCCUGACAGACUCCUGCAUCAAUUACAGUUGCUUGGAGGACACAGAUCACAUUGAUGGCACCAACAACUUUGUCCACAAGAAUGGCAUGCUGGAUCUCUCGGUGGUCCUGAAGGCUGUUUACUUGGUUUUAAACCAUGACAUCAGUUCCCGGAUUUGUGAUGUUGCACUAAACAUUGUGGAGUGCUUACUGCAGCUUGGUGUWGUGCCCUGUGUGGAGAAAGUCCGGAGAAAGAGUGAGAACAAAGAAAACGAGGCUCCUGAAAAGAGAGCAAGUGAAGGAUCCUUCCAGCUCAAAGGGGCUGCUUCAAGUUCAACUGGUGGAUAUGGGCCAGCUCCAAUUAGYGGAGCUGGAAAUGGAGAAGAAGGAGGUGGUGGAGGAGCUGGAGGUGAUGGAGGUGGAAGUGAUGGAGGUGGUGGAGGAGGAGGGCCWUAUGAGAAGAAUGAUAAAAACAAAGAAAAGGAUGAAGGCCCAUCUGUCAGCACCCAUAGGCUGGCACUCACAAUGCUGAUUAAAAUUGUGAAGUCCUUGGGCUGUGCCUAUGGUUGUGGAGAAGGACACCGAGGGCUCUCUGGAGAUCGCCUGAGACACCAGGUAUUCCGGGAGAAUGCCCAGAACUGCCUCACRAAGCUGUACAAACUGGAUAAGAUGCAAUUCCGGCAGACUGUGAAGGAUUAUGUGAAUAAGGAUUCUCUCAAUAACGUGGUGGAUUUCCUGCAUGCUUUACUGGGGUUCUGCAUGGAGCCAGUCACUGACAACAAGGCUGGAUUUGGGAAUAACUUCACCACAGUGGACAACAAGUCUACAGCCCAGAGUGUGGAAGGCAUUAUAGUGAGUGCCAUGUUCAAGUCAUUGAUCACUCGCUGUGCAUCCACUACACAUGAGCUCCACAGUUCAGAAAACCUGGGCUUGUACUGUGAUAUCCGACAGCUGGUGCAGUUUAUCAAGGAGGCUCAUGGGAAUGUAUUUCGGAGAGUGGCACUCAGUGCCCUCUUGGACAGUGCUGAGAAGUUAAUACCAGGAAAAAAGACAGAGGAAACAGAGCAAAACCCCAAACCUUCUGGGAGCAAAAGAUCUGAAGUGGGAAGCAUCAUAAUUGACAAAGUCCAGGCCUCAACUGCCCCUGAUGAAUGCCGAAGYUAUGUCUCAAGCCGCCCAAUGCAGACUCCAGAACAUGAUGAGCAAAUCCAAGGGGCCAAUCUGGGACGCAAGGACUUCUGGCGAAAGAUGUUCAAGUCACAAAGUGCAGCGAGUGAUACCAGCAGUCAGUCUGAGCAGGACACAUCCGAGUGCACCACUGCUCACUCUGGAACCACCACGGACAGGCGCUCCCGCUCGCGGUCCAGACGGAUCUCCCUUCGAAAGAAACUCAAACUUCCCAUAGGGAACUGGCUGAAGCGCUCCUCCCUCUCUGGCCUAGCUGAYGGAGUAGAAGAUCUCCUCGAUAUCAGCUCUGUCGACCGUCUCUCCUUCAUCAGGCAGAGCUCCAAGGUGAAGUUCACCAGCGCAGUGAAGCUCUCGGAAGGAGCGGGGCCGGGAGCAGGCCUGGACAACGGGCGCGAUGAAGAGGAGAAUUUCUUCAAGCGUCUUGGUAAAUGGCGCACCUGCCGAAGACACCCAUCCAAGCUUCAUCACACAGAAGAAAAAGAUGGUUGCCAUAGCUUUGAUGAUCACUUGACCUCCAACCAAGAAGGAGGAAAAUCCAAGAAUGUUGUGAACCUGGGAGCCAUCCGCCAAGGCAUGAAGCGCUUUCAGUUUCUGCUGAACUGCUGUGAACCRGGCACUAUCCCUGAUGCCUCCAUUUUGGCAGCAGCUCUAGAUCUUGAAGCUCCUGUAGUGGCGCGAGCAGCGCUGUUCCUUGAGUGUGCGCGCUUCGUUCACCGCUGUAAUCGUGGCAACUGGCCAGAGUGGAUGAAGGGUCAUCACGUGAAUAUAACUAAGAAAGGCCUGUCCCGUGGUCGUUCUCCUAUUGUUGGCAACAAAAGGAACCAGAAGCUUCAGUGGAAUGCAGCUAAGCUAUUCUACCAGUGGGGAGACGCAAUUGGUGUCCGCCUCAAUGAGCUGUGCCACGCUGAGAGUGAGAGCCCUGCCAACCUGCUGGGCCUCAUUUAUGAUGAGGAAACAAAGAGACGCCUGAGAAAGGAGGAUGAGGAAGAAGACUUUUUAGAUGACAGCACUGUGAAUCCUACCAAAUGCUGUUGCCCUUUUGCACUAAAAAUGGCAGCCUGUCAGCUUCUCUUGGAGAUAACCACGUUCCUUCGAGAGACCUUUCCMUACAUGCCCAGACCGCGGAUGGAACCUCUUGUGGAUCUGGAGAGCUGCAGGCUGCGUCUGGACCCUGAGAUGGACCGACACAGGUACGAUAGAAAGAUCAGCUUUGCUGGAGUUCUGGAUGAAAACGAAGAUUCAAAGGAUUCCCUUCACAGCAGCAGCCACACCCUCAAAUCUGAGGCUGGUUUCGAGGAGAAAAAAGUUCCCAGCAGGAAGAUCAGGAUAGGAGGCUCCCGCUUGCUCCAGAUUAAAGGAACCCGCAGUUUCCGGGUGAAGAAGGGGGGUUCCCUUUCCAGCAUUCGCCGGGCCGGCAGCCUAAAGAGCACCAAGUUAUCACGGCAGGACUCAGAGUCUGAGAAUGAGGAGCUGCAGCUGUCCCACAGCAGGGACACUGUCACUGAUAUAGAAGGGAGCCCCUGGAGUGCGAGUGAGCCCAGCAUUGAACCUGAGGUGCUGAGCAACACAGGCACGGAGGAGAACUACCAUCGGAACAUGUCRUGGCUGCACGUUAUGAUCCUAUUAUGCAACCAGCAAAGUUUCAUAUGUACCCACAUUGAYUACUGUCACCCACACUGCUACCUCCAUCACAGCCGGUCCUGUGCUCGCCUUGUCCGGGCCAUCAAACUCYUGUAUGGAGACACAGUGGACUCCCUGCGAGAAAACAGCACAUUGAAUAAUGUGGCAAGAGGCAAAAAACAAAAGGAGUGCUCAGACAAGUCGUGCUUGAGAACCCCUUCUCUUAAAAAGAGAGUGAUCGAUAUCAACUUGGAAGGGAAGAAGGACUCUGGAAUGCUGAAAUACAUCAGGCACCAGGUAAUGAGCCUCUCCCCUGCCCCUUUGUCACUGCUGAUCAAGGCAGCUCCCAUCCUCACCGAGGAGAUGUACGGGGACAUCCAGCCAGCAGCGUGGGAGCUCCUGCUCAGUGUGGAUGAGCACAUGGCUGGAGCAGCAGCUGCCAUGUUCCUGCUGUGUGCUGUGAAAGUGCCAGAGGCUGUUUCUGACAUGCUGAUGUCCGAAUUUCACCACCCAGAAACAGUGCAAAGACUAAAUGCCAUUCUCAAAUUUCACACACUCUGGAGGUUCAGAUACCAAGUGUGGCCAAGAAUGGAAGAGGGAGCACAGCAGAUCUUUAAGAUACCUCCUCCAAGUAUAAACUUCACUCUGCCUUCUCCUGUGCUGGGGAUGCCAUCUGUGCCAAUGUUUGACCCUCCCUGGGUCCCUCAGUGCAGCGGAAGCGUGCAGGAUCCUAUAAAUGAAGAUCAAUCAAAGUCAUUUUCUGCCCGAGCUGUGUCGCGUUCCCAUCAGAGAGCAGAGCACAUCCUGAAGAACUUGCAGCAGGAGGAGGAGAAGAAACGCCUGGGCCGGGAAGCCAGUCUCAUCACUGCCAUCCCCAUCACUCAGGAAGCCUGCUACGAGCCAUCCUGCACACCAAGCUCAGAGCAGGAAGAGGAAGUAGAAGAAGUUGCCAACCUGGCCUCCCGCCGUCUSUCUGUGAGUCCCUCCUGCACCUCCAGUACAUCUCACAGGAAUUACUCUUUCCGCCGUGGCUCUGUGUGGUCAGUACGCUCUGCAGUCAGUGCAGAAGAYGAAGAACACACUACUGAGCACACUCCAAACCAUCACGUGCCUCAGCCCCCUCAGGCUGUGUUUCCAGCAUGCAUUUGUGCAGCAGUSCUCCCCAUUGUUCAUUUGAUGGAAGAUGGAGAAGUCCGGGAGGAUGGAGUAGCUGUGAGUGCUGUUGCUCAGCAGGUCUUGUGGAACUGCUUGAUUGAAGACCCCUCUACUGUUCUGCGCCACUUUCUUGAGAAGCUGACAAUCAGCAACCGACAGGAUGAGCUGAUGUAUAUGCUAAGGAAGCUUUUGUUGAACAUUGGAGACUUUCCUGCCCAGACAUCUCAUAUCCUCUUUAAUUACUUGGUAGGAUUGAUCAUGUAUUUUGUACGGACUCCGUGUGAAUGGGGCAUGGAUGCCAUUUCUGCCACUCUUACAUUCCUUUGGGAAGUAGUGGGUUAUGUUGAAGGACUUUUCUUCAAAGAUCUCAAGCAGACUAUGAAGAAGGAACAAUGUGAAGUGAAGCUGCUGGUGACUGCCUCAAUGCCAGGCACCAAAACCCUUGUCGUGCAUGGACAGAACGAGUGUGAUAUCCCAACACAGUUACCAGUCCACGAGGACACCCAGUUUGAGGCUCUUCUGAAGGAGUGUUUGGAGUUUUUUAACAUACCUGAAACUCAGUCUUCUAAUUAUUUUUUGAUGGAUAAGCGCUGGAAUCUCAUUCAUUACAACAAGACCUAUGUCCGUGAUAUUUAUCCUUUCCGGAGGUCGGUUUCUCCCCAGCUCAACCUGGUGCAGAUGCAUCCAGAAAAGGGUCAAGAGCUCAUUCAGAAACAGGUAUUCACCCGCAAGCUGGAGGAGGUGGGGCGGGUGCUGUUCCUGAUCUCACUGACACAGAAGAUCCCUCCAGCCCACAAGCAGUCCCAUGUGUCCAUGCUCCAGGAGGACCUCCUCCGCCUGCCUUCSUUCCCCCGAAGUGCCAUUGAUGCUGAGUUCUCACUCUUCAGUGACCCCCAAGCUGGGAAGGAGCUCUUUGGCCUCGAUACUCUUCAGAAGAGCUUGUGGAUUAAGCUGCUGGAAGAGAUGUUCCUUGGCAUGCCCAGCGAGUUCCCGUGGGGGGAUGAGAUCAUGCUGUUCUUGAACGUGUUCAACGGAGCCCUGAUCCUGCACCCUGAGGACAGUGCCCUGCUCAGGCAGUAUGCUGCCACAGUCAUCAACACGGCCGUGCACUUCAACCACCUCUUCUCCCUCAGCGGGUACCAGUGGGUGCUGCCCAGCAUGCUGCAGGUGUACUCUGACUAUGAAAGCAACCCCCAGCUGCGCCAGGCMAUCGAGUUUGCGUGCCGCCAGUUCUACGUCCUGCACCGCAAGCCCUUCAUCCUGCAGCUCUUUGCCAGUGUGGCCCCUCUGCUGGAGUUCCCUGAUGCUGCAAACAAUGGAACCAGCAAAGGAGUGUCAGCUCAGUGCUUGUUUGACCUGCUGCAGUCUUUGGAGGGAGAUACUCCAGAUAUUUUGGAUAUCUUAGAGCUGGUGAAAGCAGAAAAGCCUCUCAAGUCAUUAGACUUCUGCUAUGGGAAUGAAGACCUGACCUUUUCCAUCAGUGAAGCCAUCAAGCUGUGUGUGACAGUGGUGGCUUAUGCUCCUGAGUCAUUCAGAAGCCUCCAGAUGCUGAUGGUCUUGGAAGCACUGGUUCCCUGUUACUUGCAAAAACUGAAGCGACAGACCUCUCAAGCAGAGACUGGAACAGCAGCUCGUGAGGAGAUUGCUUCCAUGGGUGCCCUUGCCACCUCUUUGCAGGCUCUUCUGUACAGUGUAGAAGUUCUCACCAGGCCUAUGACAGCCCCGCAGAUGAGUCGAUGUGACCAAGGUCAUAAAGGGACCACAACUGCAAACCACACCAUGUCAGCAGGUGUGAACACCAGGUACCCAGAACAGGGAGCCAAACUACAUUUUAUCAGGGAGAACCUUCAUUUAUUGGAGGAGGGCCAGGGUCUUCCCCGAGAGGAGCUAGAUGAACGGAUUGCCAGAGAGGAGUUCAGGAGACCACGGGAGUCAUUGCUGAAUAUAUGCACAGAGUUUUACAAACACUGUGGUCCGAGACUGAAGAUUUUGCAGAAYCUGGCUGGUGAGCCCCGAGUGACUUCUCUGGAGCUGCUGGAUGUGAAGUCCCACAUGAGAUUGGCAGAAAUUGCCCAUUCCCUGCUGAAACUGGCUCCUUAUGACACGCAGACGAUGGAGAGCCGAGGGCUGCGGCGCUACAUCAUGGAGAUGCUGCCCAUCACUGACUGGACAGCUGAGGCGGUGAGACCUGCCCUGAUCCUCAUCUUAAAGAGAUUGGAUCGUAUGUUCAAUAAAAUUCACAAGAUGCCUACUCUGAGGCGCCAGGUUGAGUGGGAGCCUGCCAGCAGUUUGAUUGAAGGGGUUUGUUUGACACUUCAGAGGCAGCCUAUCAUAUCCUUCCUGCCUCACCUUAGGUCUCUGAUCAAUGUCUGUGUCAAUCUGGUGAUGGGAGUGGUAGGACCCUCCAGUGUGGCUGACGGAUUACCCCUUCUUCAUCUCAGCCCUUAUCUCUCGCCACCUCUGCCCUUCAGCACAGCUGUUGUCCGGCUUGUAGCAUUGCAGAUACAGGCUUUGAAAGAAGAUUUCCCCCUAAGCCAUGUCGUCUCCCCAUUCACCAAUCAGGAAAGAAGGGAAGGAAUGCUUUUAAACCUACUGAUUCCAUUUGUGCUCACAGUAGGAUCUGGAAGCAAAGACAGCCCCUGGCUGGAGCAGCCUGAGGUCCUGCUGCUGCUCCAGACUGUUAUCAAUAUCCUCCUGCCACCUCGCAUCAUCAGCACUUCCCGCAGCAAGAAUUUUAUGCUGGAGAGCUCCCCUGCCCACUGCUCCACCCCAGGGGAUGCAGGGAAGGACCUGCGGCGGGAAGGGCUUGCAGAGUCCACCAGCCAGGCUGCCUACCUGGCCCUGAAGGUGAUCCUUGUUUGCUUUGAACGCCAGCUGGACAGCCAGUGGUACUGGCUGAGCCUGCAAGUCAAAGAGAUGGCCCUGCGGAAGGUAGGAGGGCUGGCCYUGUGGGAUUUCCUCGACUUCAUCAUACGAACACGGAUCCCUAUCUUUGUGCUCCUUCGGCCCUUCAUCCAGUGCAAGCUGCUGGCCCAGCCAGCUGAGAACCAUGAGGAGCUGACUGCCCGACAGCACAUCUCCGACCAGCUGGAGAGACGCUUCAUCCCACGGCCGCUCUGCAAGAGUUCGCUCAUUGCUGAGUUCAACAACGAGCUCAAGAUCCUGAAGGAGGCCGUGCACAGUGGGUCUGCUUACCAAGGGAAGACAUCUGUCAGCACCAUGGGCACUUCCACCUCUGCUUACCGCCUGAGCCUGGCCACCAUGUCCCGCUCCAACACUGGCACUGGCACAGUCUGGGAGCAGGACAGCGAGCAUUCCCAGCAGGCCUCMCAGGACACGCUCAGCCGCACAGAUGAGGAGGAUGAAGAAAAUGACUCCCUGAGCAUGCCCAGUGUGGUAAGUGAACAAGAAGCAUGCCUUAUGGGUGCCAUUGGGAGGAGGCGGUUCUCCAGCCAUCUCUCCAGCAUGUCUGCACCUCAGGCUGAGGUGGGCAUGUUACCCAGCCAAAGUGAACCUAAUGUCCUCGAUGACUCCCCGAGCCUGGCCACUGAGGGCAGCCUCUCUAGGGUGGCAAGUGUGCAGAGUGAGCCAGGACAGCAGAACCUCCUUCUACAGCAGCCCCUGGGGCGGAAGAGAGGCCUACGGCAGCUUCGACGACCACUGCUGUCACGUCAGAAAACUCAAACUGAGCCUCGGAGCCGUCAYGGAGCUCGACUGUCAACCACAAGACGAAGCAUCCAGCCAAAGCCAAAACCCUGCGCAGAGCAGAAGCGCUCAGUGACGUUCACGGAAGCCCAGCCUGAGGCACCCCCAGCCUGCACCCCAGACCUGCCGGCCCAGCAGCCAGACUGCAGCCACAGCAGUCCCCAGGCCACCAGCCAGCAAGAGACCCUCAGCAAACCUGUGCUGACUUCCUCRCCUGCCAUCGUUGUAGCUGACCUCCACACCCAGAGCAAGGCACUCUCUGCUGAGAAGGAGAAGGAGAAAGAGGAAGGCUUGGAGUCCCGGCCAACAACAGCACAGAGCACCCCACCCACCCAGCUCUCUGACACUGAGGACUAUGCUGGCCUCGAGACCACCAGCUUGCUGCAGCAUGGGGACACUGUCCUGCACAUCAGUGAGGACAAUGGGAUGGAGAAUCCUUUGCUGGCCACUCACUUCACGAGCUUCACACACGUGGAGCUYGGGGAGACCGAUGUCGAUCUAGAUGAAUCUCAUGUUUAACUCUUGGGGAAGUGCAGUAGUGGGGGGAGAAAGGAAACGUGUAUCUUUCAAGUUCCCUGCUAAAUAAUAACUAAUUAAACAAAGAGCACUUUAUUAUCCAAAAGUAGGAAAUAGCUAUCAGCCAGUUGCUAUAGACUGGCAAAUUUCUGUUUGUGUGAUCUAUUUCAGUUCAGUUCAGUUCUUGCCACGUGUAUAGGCAAGAGUGGUCCAUAGAGCCCUGAUCUGGCAGCUAAUUACUGUGAUCAGCAGCCUCAUUGGSUAAUGGGCUGUUGGACUGUGGAGACAGAGAAGCCUCUUCUGAGACUGUGCCCAAAACUUAUUUUUGUAGGUUUUUGARAGGAGGGCUAUAUUGCAGCUGAAUCCAAGGCUCUUACAAAACAGUGAAAACACUGACAGGAAGUAACAAAUCCAAAGCCUGUUUUUCACAAGCCUGGGUCCACUGUUUCUAAAUUGCAGAGCAUCAACAAGCACCAUGAAGCAAGCAGACUUUAAAAAUUUUCUGGCACUGCAGGCUUUGGUUGAGUUUACUUUUGUCUGUUAGUUCCAUUCUACUCUGUAAAAUACUGCCUUUUGUGCUACAAAAAUACUUGCUCAGUAAAACUAAAUACAGUGCAUACCAUACGCAGGAAUGCACGUGCUGAGCAGACACAGAUGGGCAGGGAUUGGGUGGUCUGCAGUUGGUAUAAGUAGCCCACACUGUCCUGCUUUAAUGUACUGAGCUAUUCAUCUCCACAGCUUAAAAAAAAAUACCCUAAGAGACUGCAUCUGGAAUGCAUGGACCUCCUGGUCCCAAGCAACUGCYCCACUGAUGCUGUUGGAUGUACUUGGAGAGAUUUAAAGUAAAUAUUUAUAUAUAACAUUUUCAUGUUCCUAUAUAUAUAUAUAUAUAUUGUAAAAAGAGGUGGAUAUUGCAGGGCAGAAACUUGAUGAAAGAAUCUAUUUUUUGCAUGCUGAGAUUGUAUUUUAAAAGGUUCCAUUUUAUGUACGUAAUGUUCAUGGCUGCAAGUAUCAGAUAAAUGUAUGUAACAUUUCUAGAAGGUGGAGAUCCCUGGGGGGAUCAGCUGAAGUCAUAGCUGAGUUAUGAGUUUUGCUGCAGCAUCAUGGAAUUGCACUGAAUUGUGAAUUCAGCCAUUAGCUGCUGACGGGCAAAGUGCAAAAUAGCUGUGAAACAAACCAUGAAAUCAUCAGCAAUGCCCAAAGGUACCCUUGGGAAUCAUACACUACCUUUUUUGGCUCACGUUAGACGAACUGGAGUUUAUAAUCAUGUCAUUAUUGUGCAGAAGAAAACGCUCUGGAUCAUCCAGAGUAUCUAAAAUGUGUUAAUUACCACUUUUGCUCCUGAGGACUUGCAAUUUGGACACACACAUCAGAAACGAGCCUUACUAAGGAGGGAAUUUACAUCUUUCUAGCCAUCUCCAAAGAAAGAACUCACAGCUCUCCUCACCAGCUCUGAAAUAGCUAUUGAAGUCCUAUCCUACAAAUGGCUGYCUUGCUGCUGUAGUGCAGCACACAGGUUUUCUUGGGGCUUAGAAAAUUACCCAUACACCUGACAGCAAGUUUCAGCCUGAGAAGCCCACGGAGCCUUAGGCAGCGCUGCGUGGCAUUUGCCAAAUGCUCUCAUUUGACAGGAGCUGUGCACACCAAUGUGGGCAGGGAACUCAYCCACAUUAGACCUCUGAAGAGAGCAAAAACCAUCUUUCUCCCAGGUGCUGAGUAUGCUCUGCUCUCACUCUGUUGGUGAGAGAUGGAGAAUCUCAGCACCUCUUGGGAACAGCAGGGCAGAAGAAGCUAUUUUUAUAGUGCACUGCCUAUAUCCCCAUAUAUGUGGGGCGGUAUAAUGUACAGGUGGUACUCUUACACAGCUCCAAAGGGUACCUGUAYUUGUAAGAGAGGUGUUUAGGUGGAGAUAACAGUGUCCUGACGGAUAUCCUGGACAACAAACUGCUUCCUYUGCUGACCAAAAUAUGCUGUACUGCUUCUUAUCUCCCUGGUGCACUGGAACUAGUGCCAGCUACCUAYAGGAUGCUGCUUUGGAUUAGCUCCKAGCUCCGAGGUCACUUCAAGAAUUGCUGAAUUCCAGAUGCUAARUUUUUUUUAUUAAUGUUGAUGCACAAAUGAGAAAAAAAAAACCUCACAGCUUCACUCUCAAGUCCCAAGGUASGCUUGGUCAGUAGCCAUCAGAGGGUGAGGAGAGCUUCAGACAUGAGCUGAGUAAGUAGCUGGGGCACAACACAUACAGAAUUCAUGGCACAAUUUAUAGUGACCUUUUCUGCUGAAAACGAGAAGGAAGCAUCUUCUUUAAUGAAAAGCAGAGGCCUUCCUAGAGUACUCUACUCUAGAGAUGACUAAAUAACUGUGAUUUACUUCAUUUACUGUAG
Messenger RNA from Malurus melanocephalus (red-backed fairy wren), 12586 nucleotides. It is a transcript of the gene UNC80, whose product is annotated as unc-80 homolog, NALCN channel complex subunit. Gene Ontology annotation, cellular component: axon; cation channel complex. The record is from RefSeq and is a predicted model, not a curated record. Gene Ontology annotation, molecular function: monoatomic cation channel activity. Gene Ontology annotation, biological process: monoatomic cation homeostasis. Bases 183 to 10208 code for a protein of 3341 amino acids. Lineage: Eukaryota; Metazoa; Chordata; Aves; Passeriformes; Maluridae. The transcript has 65 exons.